This is a messenger RNA of Camponotus floridanus (Florida carpenter ant), 2141 nucleotides long. Its product is annotated as coiled-coil domain-containing protein 6. The transcript is spliced from 6 exons. Lineage: Eukaryota; Metazoa; Arthropoda; Insecta; Hymenoptera; Formicidae. The coding region runs from base 295 to 1599 and encodes 434 amino acids. The record is from RefSeq and is a predicted model, not a curated record.
CGAACAGCUGAUCUCCGGUCCUCGCGAUACGCCAUCACUCGAGCGUUGCGGGAGCACAUGUUCGUCGCGCGAUAAGUCCACGCCAGCAGUUUUUUCCCUCUCGGCUUCUCGUCCUUUUCAUCCCGAGUCGCUUUCGUCGCGAAUCCGAGCGACGCGACUCGCUUGGCAACCAGAUCGGCGAAAGGCAACGCGCGCGCGACCCAGGUCUCCCGGUUGCUCGUAGAUGUGCGAUGAGCAGCGGCCGGCGAUAACCGGCGUUACCGAUCCUCCCCGUCGCCGCUGUUGCUGAGGAACAUGGCCGAUCGCGAUAGCGCGUCCGAGAGCGACUCGAGCUCGAUUGACGGCGGACCGAUCAUGAUGCCGCCCUCGCCGGUGACGCGCGAGCAGCUGCAGAAGCGCAUCGAGUCCCUGCAGCAGCACAACCGCGUGCUCAAGGUCGAGCUGGAGACGUACAAGCUGCGAGUGAAGGCUCUGCAGGAGGAGAAUCGCGGCCUGCGCCAGGCAUCUGUCAUCAUACAAGCGAAAGCCGAACAGGAAGAGGAAUUCAUAAGCAACACGCUGUUGAAGAAGAUUCAAGCCCUGAAGAAGGAGAAGGAGACUCUGGCUCAUCAUUACGAGCAGGAGGAGGAGUGUCUUACUAAUGAUCUAUCGAGGAAGUUGAAUCAACUGAGGCAGGAGAAAUGCAGGCUGGAACAGACGUUGGAGCAGGAGCAGGAGUGCUUGGUGAAUAAGCUGAUGAGAAAGAUUGAGAAACUGGAGGCGGAGACGUUGGCCAAGCAGAGCAAUCUAGAGCAGCUGCGGCGUGAGAAGGUCGAGUUGGAGAACACGCUGGAGCAGGAACAGGAAGCUUUGGUCAACAAGCUAUGGAAGCGAAUGGACAAGCUCGAGGCGGAGAAGCGGAUGCUGCAGAUCAAGUUGGACCAGCCGGUCUCGGAUCCCACUUCGCCCAGGGAGAUCAACAACGGCGACACAGCCACAAAUCUGAGCACGCAUAUUCAAACCCUGAGAAGCGAAGUCGCUCGAUUAAAACACACUCUACUUAUCUCGCAGCAAGAACAUACGGAAAAAAUGAAGCGGUACGUUAACGAGGAGAAGCAAAUACGCGAGGAAAAUCUGAGACUUCAGAGGAAGCUGCAGCUCGAGGUGGAACGUCGUGAGGCUUUGUGCAGACAUCUCUCAGAGUCUGAGUCCAGUUUGGAGAUGGAAGAAGAACGGCACUACAAUGAAAUCGUGAUGUCUGGAGGGAACAUAAGGACACGCACUCUGUCCAGUCCUGUGCCCUACAAUCCUUCGCCUAGUUCCUCAAGGCCACUAAGCCCAGGUAUUAACGUGCUAGGUUCAACGUCCAGAGAGGGCUUCAACGCAAACCGGUGCUACGCCUGCGGCCAACCGACUGCCUCUCCCUUUGCGAGCUCGUCACCUCCUUCAGGGGGACAUAUCGUGGCGCCGUCCAGCAGACGCACAUCGGAUCGUUUUGUCAAACCGGCAAUACCGCCCACCAUCGUGAGCCCUGGUGGACCGCCGACCAUCGCUCCCAAUCCUACGGCAAAUGUCGCCGUUCCUCAUCCAGGAUCACCGAUGGACAUCGCGAAGACAUAAGUCGUCUACUCGAAGAGAAAAGGGCUCUUUACGGAAACUCUUUUUACAUAAUUACGCGCGCAAGGUACUUCUCUAAACGGUUUGCAUCCCAGUUAAAGAGGAUACGCAGUUUGAUCGAGACACCACCAUCGGCGCUUUUUCUCUUCGAACAUCUCCGUUCGUAAACUACUACUUCAGCUCUAAUAUAACACACGGGCUACCGCUAAGACACGGGACUUAAAAUAAUUUCGAUCUGAAUGGCAGUUAUAGAGUUUAAAUGAUGCAAUUGCGAAGCCUCUCGGUCGCGGGGCGCUUCUCCUCGACGAUUCCUUUUAAUGCCUGAAGUACCAUUCAGACCGAGCUAUUUAUCGUACUACGCAAUUAAUAUCGUUUGAGUGUUAUACAUAAGAAAAAAAAGAAACAUUGACAUGUUGCUUCCAUGUUCCAAGUAAUCAUAAUAUAAAUGUUGAGCGCGAACGCCGGAUGGACACCUACACGGCAUAAUUGCGAUAUUAUUAUUGUAUCUCACUGUGCGUUUAAGAACAUAAACGAAAGUAAAACUA